AUGACUACUGUUUGGCUCUAUCGUCAAGGUAAAACAAGAUAUAAAUUUACCUUUUCCUUGCCAUUAGAAGUAACAUUUGUAUUGUUGUAUUGUGUUCGAAAUCGUUAAUUGUCUUUAGUUCUAAUGAUCUUAAAGUAUUUUUUUAAUAAUUUUGCAGGAAGUUCGAAGCCGGUCGGCCGAAGUCGUUAUUCUCUGAAUGCCCCGCGUUCUCUUGGAGGGAGCGGUGCCUUGAAUUCGACAAAUUCAGUGAUUCCACCAGCCAGAUCUCGCUCUCCAAAUCUUCCCCGAUCACCAAUGGGGCGAGCUGCGGUUGUGGCCGGGAAUCAUCGGCCAAUGUCGAGGAGUCGCAAUAUAUAUGGGCCUGCCGUUCAUAUAAAGACACACGACAUGCUAACGCCGCAAGAACGAAGGUGAGAACAUAACUAUUGCGAAAAAUACCAUACAUAACAAGACAUCCGUAUAAAAGAAAUGACUAAAGCAAAAAAUUUAAAAUCUUUUCCUAAACGUCUUCCUUUUUUAUCCCAGUAGCCUAAUAUCGUUUUAUUGCACGUGUUUGUGCCGUCGGGGCCAAGCACUGGCCCCGAAUUUCAAUGUGAAUUUGAUUAAAGAUAAGCCAAAACAUUCGUCCCUGCAAGAUGCGCAUUGGUUUUCAUGGGAACAACAGAAAUACACGGAAAUAGAGGCGUUUAUUUUCUUUGUGUUGAACUCUUGUACUUACCCAAUCAACCCUUUUGUUUAACAACAACUAACUCUAAUGUAAUCUUGAUUCUGAUAGUGUGAUAGUCCACUCUUUUAUUGCCCAUAAUUCGGUCAUAAACCCCUCCCAAAGUCAUCCUCAAAGUCACGGAUUCUCUCCGAUUGUUCUUCUGGCCUAUGUUUUCUCACGGUAUUUAUGUCAAGGUUUGCGGAAUGUUUUAGAAGCCUUGGCGGACUUUUGGAGGUGGGAGAAUUUAUUUAAAAUUUAGACAAAACAAAUAACUUCCCUAUUUACACCUUUUUUGACAAACCGGAAGAUGUAUGUUUUGGGAAGAUUCCUGUUGAAAUGACGUCUAAAAAUUUGAAAUUUAUGAUUUCUUCGAGGUAAUUGAAUUCCUAGAUUCUCUGUUGUCUUCAGAGCUAAAAAUGCCAUGGAAAGACGGGUAUCGGAGAUCGAAGAGGAGGCCUGGCUGGUUGCUGGACGCUCUGUAUGUGGCGUAAGAUUGCAAGAGAAAAUGAAAAAUGAACUGAAGAAAGCGUUAGAAGUUCAAUAAUGUACUUUUUUUCAGAUUCCUCGAAUCCGCUGAAUCCGGUGAUCGUCCCACGUUGAUCGCUUGUCUGAACCAGGUAAUAUUGGUUUCAAAGUCAUAAUUCUUUUUCUAAGAUCUUACAGUCGAACAUUUAUUUGCUUCAGAAAAAUGCAGCUCCGCUUAAUGUCAACUGCGUUGACGCCAUGGGUCGAACAGCAAUCGAGAUCGCCGUUGACAAUGAAAACUUUGAGAUUGUGGAGCUUUUACUUCGGCAAACAGAUAUCAGAAUUGGUAAUGCAUUACUAUGCGCGAUCCGGGAAGGAGUAUAUAGAAUUGUGGAAAUGUUGGUAAAUCAUCCAUCGAUUAACAAGGACAUGUUGGGAGAUGGAUGGCACAAAUAUUUGAGUCGAAGUGAGGUCGCAACUUCUGAGUAUUCAAGGUAAUCAAAGUCAAUAAGGUCUUCUACGAAGGCUCAUAUUGAUGAAAAAUGCAAAAAAAUAUUAAAAUAGGUUCUUAACUCGCACCUUUCCAGUGACAUCUCCCCAAUAAUGCUGGCAGCGCAUCUGAAUCGUUUUGAAAUCCUCCAAAUGCUUUUGCGGAAAGAAGCGACAAUAGAACGGCCUCAUAAACAUUCUUGCCGUUGCGAGGUCUGUACAGAAGACCGUGGCCAAGACUCCCUUCAUCACUCUCUGAAAAGAAUCAACACUUAUCGAGCACUGGCUAGCCCGGCGUGGAUGAGCUUGACGAGCAGUGAUCCAAUUCUAAGUGCCUUUCGAUUAUCCUGGGAGCUCCAAAAUCUGGCCAGAUUGGAGAAUGAGUUCAAAGACAUUUAUCUCCAAUUGAGUGAGCAGUGCAAGCAGUUUGCUUGUGACUUGCUGAGUCAGUGCCGAUCUACGGAUGAAGUAAUUGCUUUGCUAAAUAAGGAGGACAAUGCGGCCGAUGAGAAUAUUAAUGUGAAAGCGAGUAAGAUCAGCUUGUUGCGGUUGAAGAUGGCGAUCAAAUACGAACAGAAAAUGGUGGGUUUAUUGUAACUUGUUGAUGUAUUUCUUUUAUAUUCAGUUUGUUUCGCACCCUCAUUGCCAACAACUUCUGACCUCAAUCUGGAGCCAAGGAAUCCCAUUUAUCCAUCAUCGAGAUUCAAAAUGGAAUUUUUUAAUCUACGCGGUCCUCAUAUUAUUAUGGCCAGUUCUCUCCUUUUGUUAUAUUAUUGUAAGUCCCUAAGAUAAUAUUUUUUAUUCAUUUAGAUGCCCAAAAGUCGCUUUGGAAGCUACGUUCGAUCGCCUUUCAUGAAGUUUUUGUAUUACAGUACUUCUUUCGGGUGUUUUUUGUUACUCCUCACAUUGGUCACACUUGAAGCUUAUCACUCAGAAAAGGGAGAUCUAAUGAGUAGAGAGGCCUUUCAUUCGAGAGCAUCGGAUCGAGGGGCGCCGCCGACGUUUGUGGAAGUCAUGGUUAUGUUUUGGGUGCUGGGUAAGUUUGAAAAUUAAAAUUGAUGUAGAAUUUCAAUCAAUCAAAGUAUGAAUUUAAAUUUUUUAAAAUAUUCAUUUUUCAGUGGAUUAAAUUUGCACACUCAAAUUUAUAUUUUCAGGCAUGCUUUGGUCCGAGAUUAAACAGCUAUGGGAUGAAGGCCUUGCUAAAUACGUGUUUCAGUGGUGGAAUUGGCUCGAUUUUUGUAUGAUGUGUCUUUAUUUAUGCACCAUAGCAAUAAGGUAACUUUGUUGUUUUAAACUUUAUUAUCCUCCCUCUAGACUGAGCGGCUAUUUAAUUUAUGUUGCUUGGAAUGACGGUUCAACUCCGCGUUAUGUAAUCCGAACUUAUUGGAAUGCUUACGAACCGAUGCUGGUUGCUGAAGCUCUCUUUGCCGUUGGGAAUGUCCUCAGUUUUGCAAGGAUAAUAUAUUUAUUUCAAAUCAGUCCUUACCUCGGACCUUUACAGGUAUGUCUAGUUUUGGUUUUGAAUUUUGGUUUUUAGAUCUCACUGGGAUGCAUGUUGGUAGACGUCGCCAAAUUUUGUUUUAUUUUUGUUCUAAUAAUCAGCUCUUUCGCCAUUGGUCUAGCUCAACUUUACUGGUAUUACGAAGACAAUACUCCUGUAUGUGUGACUCCGGAAAGUUGCACUGCCGUUUCGAAUGUCUUUUCAUCGUAAGUGCAAGGAGAUUGCACGGUUAUGCGAUGAUUUUCAGCAUUGGAAACUCGUAUAUGACAUUACUGUGGUCACUCUUUGCGAUCACAAAAGUCGAAGACACUGACGUCGCGGAAGAGCACACAUUUACCCAGUGGAUUGGACGAGGAAUGUUCAUGAUGUACCACAUUACUUCUAUAAUUGUGCUACUCAAUAUGCUCAUUGCCAUGAUGUCGCAUUCCUUCCAAACGAUCAAUGUAAAUUAAUUUUUAAAAUCUUUUGCUGCUUUUCAAGCAUUAGAAACUUAUUUUUCUUUAGGAUCACGCCGAUUUGGAAUGGAAAUUCCAUCGAACAAAAUUGUGGAUGGCCCACUUCGAUGAGGGCUCCAGUCUCCCACCGCCAUUCAACAUAAUAAUCACCCCCAAGGCCAUUUAUUACGGGUUCUGCAAAGUUGUAAAUACAAUCAAAUGGCUCACUGGGAGUUAUCAUUUUCAAAAAACAAGGAACCGCGCUACGAUACGGGUAAGAUUAGACAUUUAUCGUCAUUUGUGAUUAAAUUUUAGCGUCCCGGAUAUAGCCGCAAAAGUAAAGAGUUGGAGCACAAAACUCCGGAUCCUGAGGCUCCGGAAGAUGACAAACCAUUAACUUAUAUGGACAUUAUUGAGCGAUUAGUCUCACGGUUUAUUCACCAGACCAAAAAGAAUAUGAAAAUGGAUGGAGUUAAUGAAGACGACCUUCUGGAGAUUAAACAAGACAUUAGUUCUUUGAGAUACGAACUGAGAGAUGAUCGAAGGAAGGAGAUUGUCAGAUCAUCCUCUCACAUUGAUGCUGUUAAGAGAGAUAUUAUGAGGACAAUGAGUACAUCUACAAAGAUCUGGAGGUCAAGUCAAAAGAGGAGAAAUCAUAGUGUCACAGAAGAAGGAGAGAUGGAGAGCGAUUUCAAUGAUUCGGACACUGAACUAAAGUGAGUUAGGUCACAAAAAAACUCCAAUUCUUUGAUUCUAUUUAGAUCCACAACCUCGAUUGCCGCGAACACCCUCUCUCCUACCGUUUCGAUCUCAUACGACCGUCCAAAACAACGGUCUUAUAGCGACGCCCUGACUUGCCCAAUGACUUCUGUAGAUCCCCCAAGUCCUUCGUACUCCGAGCAACAGGCAGUAUUCAAACGAAAGACCUUGUCAGCGCAGAAAUCAGCUCCAUCGCCUCUAAAGAUCAUUCAGACUCCCCCAGAAGAAGCUCCAUUGCUGCCGUCAGCAUCAUCCCUUGAAGCAAUCCAUCAACUCCGAGAGCUGAUGAAUCACAAAUUGGAUCAACUGAUUGCACAGGUGACCUCAACUUCGGCUGACGAACCGUCAAUUCUGAGGGGUGGAGAAGGGCUUUUACCGGCGCCAUUGUCAGCUCCAGCCAGAUCUUCUUUAUCGCCUUCUCGUGUUAAUUUUGCGUUAAAUCCGGAUCCAGAGUGA
Bursaphelenchus xylophilus (pine wood nematode) is the source of this 4810-nucleotide messenger RNA. NCBI's taxonomy places the organism in Eukaryota, Metazoa, Nematoda, Chromadorea, Rhabditida, Aphelenchoididae. The record is from the annotation of a GenBank genome assembly.